AUGUCCAAGGAAAGGUUGUCGUCCUGGCACGCCAACUCCGUCUGCACCUCCUCGCACAGUCCUCUACGGAAUAGGGUGCAGAGUGCCAGUUCAUUCCAUCUACUGGAGGCUGCCACGAUCCAGAAGGUGAGGCGUUUCUCGCCGAGCUGCAGUGCGCCUUGCAAAGGGCCACCACAGGGCUUGCGUUCCCCUCCGCGGGGCUCGGCAACAGCAGCGGCGGGGAUGUCAGCAGCAAAAAAAGACUCCAACCAGACCUACAACUCCCGACUCAAGAGGAAAAACCUGGCCAUUGAUUUUGCAGUGCCCUCUCUGUUGCGCUACUACAUGGCAGAGUUGAUCAAACGCCCACUUAACGGAAAUUGUCUGACUUUUAAUGGGUGCUAUAUGGUGCGCGCUAACUUAAGGAUGAACUGCAUACCCUUACAAAAAACGGUUGCUACUUUUCUCGACCCAAAGUUGGCUGCAAUCGAUAGCAUGGCGGCAGAGAAUUCAACCAGUGCUGGUGGACAGUUCUCUUACCGCUACAAUCCGUUGCUGUCCAAAGUUCUGAAUUUGGGUUUGACGAAAGCCAGCCGAAAAUCAAAUCAAGUCGUGGUGGAAAUUGGGGAGGACGUGGUUAAAACGGGUUGCGGUGGACUGACAGUCUACGAAGAAGACCCGGUAUUUUUCCUGGAAAUGGACCUAACAAGUAUUUUAGAAUGGUGGUUGGGCGCCGAAGGGGGCCGGCUAAGGGUCCGGCUUAUGCCAGAAAAAAAAGCACAGGUUCCCGGGAGAGAGGACAAGUACACCGCGGCGAUACGAGCAGCUGACCCCCGACUAUUUAUUCAUAUAGCCUCCCGAGGGGAGCCGCUGGCAGGUCGAUCCGGACUGGGCGUCCCCCGAGGUUACUGGAACUUCUCCUGGAUGGCCCAGGAUGAGCUGAACUCCCCCAAGAUCAUGGCACCGACGUCAGAUAUCGGGUGCCCUGGAAAAAGGAAGUCAUGUGACCGCCCGUACCCCGAAUAUAACCCUUAUUUCACGUGGAGCGUGGUGGUGGCGGAGAACCCUUGGGAAGAGGGGAACGAGAGGAUGGAAAGGAAAGGAGGAAGUCCACAGGGCUGGGAGGAAGCCUCAGUCAGCAUGACUUAA
Molecule: messenger RNA, 1128 nt
Organism: Oncorhynchus gorbuscha (pink salmon)
Lineage: Eukaryota; Metazoa; Chordata; Actinopteri; Salmoniformes; Salmonidae
Product: ALK tyrosine kinase receptor-like
Exons: 5
Coding region: 1-1128 (375 amino acids)
Source: RefSeq, a predicted model, not a curated record